AUGGCGCUCAGGCGGCCGCUGCUGCUGCUGCUGCGGCUGCUCCUCGUCCUCCUGCCUCUGCUCCGAGACUGGGGGGCCCGGGCACAGCUGCAGGGCAGGACGUCUCUGGUCAUCCAUAACGUGACUCGUGCUGAUAAAGGCAUUUACCGGUGUGAGGUGGUGGCCCCCGAAGACGUAAAUAUCGGAGCCGAGAUCAACAUCAACCUGACUGUUCACGUGAAACCAGUGGCUCCUAAGUGCCGAGUGCCCCCCUCAGUGCCUGUGGGUAAAUCCGCCACCCUCCACUGCCAGGAGAAGGAAGGCUUCCCAGAACCGACUUACAGCUGGUACCGCAAUGCUGACUCCUUGCCGGCCGACUCCAGGUCCAACCCCAAAUUCCAGAACUCUUCUUUCACCGUGAACUCAAAAACAGGCACUCUGGCCUUCACUGAGGUACACAAGGGAGACACGGGCCGUUACUACUGCAUAGCGACGAACAACGUGGGUUCUGCCAAGUGUGAAGAACAGCAGAUGGAAGUCUAUGACCUGAACAUUGCGGGGAUCGUUGGGGGCAUCUUGGUGGUCCUUGCAGUCCUGUCUCUGAUCACCGUGGGGAUCUGCUGUGCCUACAGGAAAGGAUUCUUUGUCCACAACAAGCAGAAUGGAAACAG
Gekko japonicus is the source of this 650-nucleotide messenger RNA. RefSeq names its product junctional adhesion molecule 3 (gene JAM3). NCBI's taxonomy places the organism in Eukaryota, Metazoa, Chordata, Lepidosauria, Squamata, Gekkonidae. The record is from RefSeq and is a predicted model, not a curated record. The annotation marks the transcript as partial. The transcript has 5 exons. Gene Ontology annotation, biological process: cell adhesion; angiogenesis. Gene Ontology annotation, molecular function: protein heterodimerization activity; protein homodimerization activity.